This is a messenger RNA of Populus nigra (black poplar), 914 nucleotides long. RefSeq lists its product as uncharacterized. The record is from RefSeq and is a predicted model, not a curated record. Lineage: Eukaryota; Viridiplantae; Streptophyta; Magnoliopsida; Malpighiales; Salicaceae. Gene Ontology annotation, biological process: translation. The transcript is spliced from 6 exons. Bases 126 to 608 code for a protein of 160 amino acids. Gene Ontology annotation, molecular function: structural constituent of ribosome. Gene Ontology annotation, cellular component: ribosome; large ribosomal subunit.
UUCCCUUCUUCUCCGCUGCUUGCAUUGCUAUUGCCGUCUUAAGUUAAGGCCUGCUGGUAGGGUUUAUCAUUUCUCUCCCCAGAACUGAGAUUUUCCCACUCUCUCUCUCUCUCUCUCUCUAGAAAAUGACGAAAUUCAGAAAGCUAAAUCGACCCACUGGUCAUCGUAUGUCCAUGCUCAGAACUAUGGUGUCCCAGUUGAUCAAACAUGAGAGAAUUGAAACCACUGUUGCAAAGGCAAAAGAGAUUCGACGUCUUGCAGAUAAUAUGGUACAGCUUGGGAAAGAGGGGUCCCUUUGUGCUGCAAGGCGUGCUGCGGCAUUUGUGAGAGGGGAUGAUGUCAUUCACAAGCUGUUUUCUGAAAUGGCUUACCGUUACAAGGACAGAGCAGGUGGUUACACAAGGAUGCUUCGAACUCGCAUAAGAGUUGGUGAUGCUGCACCAAUGGCCUACAUUGAGUUUAUUGACAGAGAAAAUGAGCUUAGACAGUCCAAACCACCAACCCCUCAACCACCACAGAGAGCUCCGUUGGAUCCCUGGACAAGAUCACGGCUUACCAGGCAGUUUGCACCCCCUAAAGAAGAAAAAAGCUCUGAUCCUGAGAUAUGAUUCAAAAAUCAUUAGCCUCUGCUUGCAGUAUUGUGUUUCUGCUAAGCUGUUAGCCUUCAAUACCUCCUUCUUAUGCUGUGCUAUUAACAGUUUGAUUCCUGAAUUAUAUGAAUGCAGCAUCAUUUUACCGCUCACUGUUUAGUGCCCCAGUUCUUGGGAGAACAUAGAUAAGAAGGUACCAACAUGGAUCAAAAUGGAUUGUUCUUUUCUUGCUAUUGUAGAAGGGUGAUUUUUGCUGUACAAAUUGAAGGUUUAUUGUAGAACAUGUAUCAGGGUAAUGUCAUUGUGCAAGAAUUUAGAGUCGGA